AGCUCCGGGGCUCCGCAGAGGGGGCGAAGCGGGGUUUCGGUUUGGUGUCCUGGUGCUGAGGCAACGGGACCAGCACCGUGAGGAAAGGUGCGGGGUUGAGUUUUGGUUAAUGGCUUCUGCCGGAGCAGGGGAGCUGAGCUCCCCCAGAGGAAGGCCCGGCCUCUUUGUUAGCUGUAAACAAAUGGAAACCUAAUUUAUUUCUGUAGUGACAACCUAAGGAGAUGGAAGUCAGGAAGAGAGUUCUUGGUUUGAUGAGACAAAAUUAAGUCGACCGCAGGCAUUUCUGUGGUAAUGCUGAAAGUCUGCGUUGAAGGCAAAUAAGUAUAGAUUGCUUAUGUCCUUAAACUAUGUGUUUCUGUAUUUUACAGGUCUGGGCUUAAGAGUACUGCACUUGAAAGGGUAAAGACACUUUCAGGAAAUAACAUCCCUGUAAUAUUUAAUACCAGCUAAUUAAGGGAAGUUAUUUUAGAAAGAAAGAAUACAUGUAAGAAACAAGAUGCCUCAUGCUGGGAGACGAUACCAAGAUAAGCAGUACAGGCACCAUGAGAACCAUGGAUCUGAUAGAUAUGAGGAAGACAGAAGAGUGAGAAAACCAUACCCAUACGAUACAAGAUCAACAGAAGACAUCCGAGAUGUCCAGCACUCAAGAACUUCUACUGUUUGCUCAGAGCCUUACUCUAAAACCUCAGGAGCAGCAUUGGAAUACUUUGGCCCACCACCAGACUAUUAUCCUCCCAAGGAAACCUUCUCAAUGAAGUGUUCAAAGGUAUGCACAACAAGAGGCAUUUUGAAGUUUGUGGAAAUCAUGGUCAACCUCCUGGUGCUGAUUUGUGUGGGCGCUGCCCAAGCCUCUGUUGCAGGCUUCACGUCCCUUGGUGGCUUUGGCACCGGCUCCUUUAGCCUGAAUUCAGCCUAUAGCCCCUUUGAGGGCACAGAGCUCCAGGAGGUGAGGGAGCUAGACAUGCAGUUCACCCAGAUGCGAGCCCCGUGCGUGUAUGGCGGAGUAGCCUUCAGCUUAACAGCAGCAGCACUUACCCUUGUCUUCCUUGUCGUGGGAGCAAAACCCAUCCAGCAGCUGAGGACAGGGCUGCUGGCAGGUGAAUGUGCCUUCAACCUGCUGGCUGGUGUGGCAUACGUCGCAGCAGUUGGCCUAUACCUGCAUUUUGUCAGCCAGGUGAAUGCCACGGAGGUUUGCAAGAGGCGCGAGAGGCUGUAUGCACGCCGUGGUUACACCUCCAUGAACUGUGUGGUCCAGGGCGGUGAUGCAGCUGUUGGCCUUUUUGGUGUCGUUGCUGCCUGUUUGUACUUCGCCAGCUUUGCGAUCUGCAUCCUUGCUAUCCGAACCGUCCGUGCCUUCCAGAGCCACAUGGCCAAGAUUCAGCACAGCCCCAAAAGUGGCAUUAGAGACAGAAGUGUCAGCAACCACCAUGCCAUCCAUAGGACCCCAGAAAGGUCCCACAAUGUCCAGGCUCUAGCCACAUUAGUGUGAAGUCAGCUCUGGGGCUGUGCCAGAGAGCUGGAGCUUCAGGAAGGGACAGACACUGAGUGGCACAUGCCAAACUGGUGACCAGACCACAAUGUCUUGUUCUACAAGUUGCUGAACUGUGUAUCAAACCACCAAAUAUAACAAUACUGCUAUCACAUGAUGUAAUAAAAUUGAUGUUCAGCAGAUGUUUUA
Neopsephotus bourkii (Bourke's parrot) is the source of this 1678-nucleotide messenger RNA. Its product is annotated as MARVEL domain-containing protein 3-like. The record is from RefSeq and is a predicted model, not a curated record. NCBI's taxonomy places the organism in Eukaryota, Metazoa, Chordata, Aves, Psittaciformes, Psittacidae. Bases 497 to 1489 code for a protein of 330 amino acids. The transcript is spliced from 4 exons. Gene Ontology annotation, cellular component: membrane.